This is a messenger RNA of Anopheles merus, 7183 nucleotides long. RefSeq names its product activating signal cointegrator 1 complex subunit 3 (gene obe). The transcript is spliced from 8 exons. Bases 419 to 6973 code for a protein of 2184 amino acids. Lineage: Eukaryota; Metazoa; Arthropoda; Insecta; Diptera; Culicidae. The record is from RefSeq and is a predicted model, not a curated record. Gene Ontology annotation, molecular function: nucleic acid binding; ATP binding; ATP hydrolysis activity.
CAGUUUUCGGCACUUUGCAGCCGCAAUUCAACCGCACCAACGGAGCACGCUCGCGUAGUCUAUGUACACACCACAUGCCACCUGGGCGAAUCGUUGCCGUGAAAGCCGGUUGACAGGUCGCUUGACGAGGAAUGCAAAAAUUCUUCUUGCGACAACGUUUGCAAUUGCAGAAGUAGUGUACCUGCUUAUUUCGCCAGGUUGGAAAUCGUGUGUUUCCAUAUCAGUGCCGGUGACUAACCGAAGGCAGGUUCGGGGGUGGAAUCCAGUGUGUAUCUUCACUUACACAUUGCACGCGAGUGUAUCCGGUUGCCUCGGAGCUAUCGUACAAAGUGCCACAUCCGCUCGCCUAAAUCCUGUUGGUGCUAGCUAAUAAUCAUAAGUAGUGAAAGAAUUGCCGGUGCUCAAAGCUUGCGCAAACAUGACGGAACUGCCGAGACUUACCCGGGCCAUGAGAGCCAACACCGACCUAGAUGCACAGCGGAACCUGACCCAGGAUCCGAAGGAACGAGCCGCCAUACAGCUGUUUCGCAAGAAAGAAGUAACCAGUGGUGUAUCGUGGAAGGAGCUGAAACUGUUCAUCAACAGUAACGCGGAUCACAAAGUAGGCGGCGUUCUGUCGAAGCAGCUACGCGACCUGUGGGAACUGAGCCGGGAGAUGGUGGGAUCGGAAGAGAAUGCCGAACUGGUGGACGAGGCAGCUAUCCUGGUGCUGCGCCUGUUCCUCGAUCAGAAGGUCGUGAUGAUGAAGCAUUCGUCGAAGCUGAAGAAAAUGUUCGGUCAGGUACCGAACGCACUGAUUAACAAAAUGUGUACGUUGGUCUUUGAUAUCAGCAGCAAUUUGAACGCCGAAUGUCGGGAAUAUCUCGAGGAGAAAGAGAUCACCACCAAUGGUCACGCGGAAACAGUGUGGGGUGAUGAUAUCGAGUGCUCGUUAUCACUCGAUCGAAAGCAACACGAUCACAGCAAGCUGACGGAUCUGUCCCCCGUGAAUCCACUGGACAGCCAGGUGGCACAAACGUUCACGAUGAACUAUGACGCCAUUCAAAAGACGACCGAGCCCGUUGCGGGGUCGUCCGGAGCGUCCGGAGCGUCCGGAGCAAAACAACAGACGGAAAAGUAUACACGCAGCUGGCUGGCCCAGCAAGUCCCACCCGAUCUGGUGGACAAUCUGAUGACGCUACUCAAGUCGGCCAAAACGAACGACGAACUGCAGAUGGAUCUGUUCGACUUUCUGGGGAUGGAGUAUCUGGACGUGAUACCGGAGAUACUGCAAAACCGCAAGCAUCUGAUCGAAUCGGUAAAGGCACUGAAGCAAAUCAAGGUGAUGAAGAAGAUCCAGCAGAAUCUGGAAGCGAUGCAGCACGCCCCCGCCUAUCUGAUGCCGGUCACGAUACAGACCGAGUCACAGAAACAGAUGCGCAAGCAGGUGACGAAAGAGCAGAAGAAGUUGAAAAAGUUCCUGAACGAGGCAUCGGCCGAGAAGGGCGAUUGUACCGAAAUCGAUCCGGUGCAGCUGCGUGAAAACUACCAGAAGAGUUUGCUGCUCGCCGCACAGAUGCCGCAGCUGAUGCUGGAAAAGAUUAAGGCUCGGGGAGCGGUGCUGCCGAUCUCGAAACCGCCGUCGAAGCAGGUGAAGUACCCGAACGUAUACGAUUCGUACAGUGAGGCGCGCAGUCACGUGGGCUUCAUCGCAGGCAACAAGAUCGUUCUGCCGGAAAAUGUUGAACGGUCGGAUAACAAGCUGUUUGAGGAGGUGAAAAUUCCGGCCACCGAUCCACCGCCCUUGACGAUCGGUAGCAACCGAAUCAAGGUUAGCUCGCUGGAUGAGAUCGGGCAGAUCGCGUUCAAGGGAUGCGACGAGCUGAACCGCAUCCAGAGCGUCGUGUAUCCGGCGGCGUACAAUAGCAACGAGAAUUUGCUUGUCUGCGCACCGACCGGUGCGGGCAAGACAAACGUGGCCAUGCUGACGAUAGUGUACACGAUCCGGCAGUUUGUCGACCAGGGUGUGAUCCACCGCGAUCAGUUCAAGAUCGUGUAUGUAGCGCCGAUGAAAGCGUUGGCCGCCGAAAUGACGGCCAAUUUCGGGCGCCGGCUACAACCGCUGGGAAUAUCGGUGCGGGAACUGACGGGCGAUAUGCAGCUGACGAAGGCCGAACUUCAGCAGACGCAAAUGAUUGUUACUACGCCGGAAAAGUGGGACGUCGUCACGCGCAAGGGUGCUGGGGACGUUGCGUUCAUCAGUUUAGUGAAGCUGCUUAUCAUCGAUGAGGUGCAUCUGCUGCACGGCGAACGUGGUCCCGUGGUGGAGGCACUCGUUGCCCGAACGCUGCGGCUAGUGGAAUCGUCCCAAAGUAUGAUACGCAUCGUUGGUCUGUCUGCCACGCUGCCCAACUACAUCGAUGUGGCCCGGUUUCUGCGAGUCAAUCCAAUGAUUGGGCUGUUCUUCUUUGACUCCCGCUUCCGACCGGUUCCGCUGAGCACCAACUUUAUUGGCGUAAAGGCGUUGAACGCACUAAAGCAAAUGUCGGACAUGGAUACGAUUUGCUACGAACGCUGCAUCGAUAUGGUCCGCCAGGGCCACCAGGUGAUGGUGUUUGUGCAUGCGCGCAAUGCCACCGUUCGUACGGCCACACUGAUCAAGGAUCUCGCCCAGCAGCGGGGACACAUUAAUCUGCUCGUGCCGGAAAGCAGUCCGGAUUAUGGGAGCGCCCUGAAGGUGGUGUCGAAAAGUCGCAACAAACAGCUGGUGGAUCUGUUCCAGAACGGGUUGGCAAUGCAUCACGCCGGAAUGCUGCGCCAGGAUAGGAACUUGGUGGAGAAGUACUUUGCCGAUGGAUUGAUCAAGGUGCUGGUGUGUACGGCCACGCUGGCCUGGGGUGUUAACCUGCCGGCCCAUGCCGUCAUCAUCAAGGGGACGGAAAUCUACGACUCCAAGCACGGCACGUUCGUGGAUCUCGGUAUACUGGAUGUGCUGCAGAUCUUUGGGCGAGCGGGUCGCCCGCAGUACGACAAGAGUGGCGUCGGCACGAUCAUUACCACGCACGACAAGCUGAACCAUUACUUGUCCCUGCUAACCAAUCAGUUCCCGAUCGAAUCCAACUUCAUCCAGUGUCUGGUGGAUAACCUUAACGCCGAGGUAACGCUGGGCACGAUCAGCAACGUGGACGAGGCGAUCGUGUGGCUCAGCUACACGUACCUGUUCGUGCGCAUGCGCAUGAACCCGCAGUGCUACGGGCUGAAUUACGACGAUCUGCGCGAGGAUCCUUCGCUGGAGGUUAAACGGCGGCAGCUGAUCCACACGGCCGCAAUGGCGUUGGAUAAGGCGCGAAUGGUGCGGUACAACGAUCGUACCGGCGACCUGAACGUAACGGAUCUCGGUCGUACGGCGUCCCACUUCUACAUCAAGUACGAUACGGUGGAGGUGUUCAACGAAAUGCUGAAACCGAUCAUGACCGACGCCGACAUCCUGCAGAUGAUGUCGAACGCGCACGAGUUCCAGCAGCUGAAGGUGCGCGACGACGAGAUGGACGAGCUGGACGAGCUGACGCACAUUUGCUGCGAAGUGCCGGUGCGCGGUGGCAGCGAAAACAUCCACGGCAAGGUGAACAUUCUCAUGCAGACGUACCUGUCCAAGGGUAUGGUGCGGUCGUUUUCGCUCAUGUCCGACAUGUCGUACAUUACGCAGAACGCGGUACGCAUCGCUCGCGCCCUGUUUACGAUGGUGCUGCGGGCGAACAACCCGAUCCUGGCCGGCCGUAUGCUCAAUGUAAGCAAAAUGUUCGAGAAACAGAUGUGGGAGUUCCAGACACCGAUGUACCAGUUCACCCUUCUGCCGCUGGAUGUGGUGGACAAGAUAGAGAAGCGUGGCCUAAGCGUGCUCGCGCUGCGCGAUAUGGAGGAGAAGGAGAUAGGGGACUUCCUGCGCAACCAUCGGUAUGCGAAAAUGGUCAAGCGCUGCGCGGAAGAGUUCCCGAUGCUGGAAAUUGAAGCGACGCUGCAGCCCAUCACGCGCACGGUGCUGCGGAUACGGGUGUUUAUACGGGCGUCCUUCCGGUGGAACGAUCGGGUGCACGGAAAGACGGCCGAAUCGUUCUGGAUCUGGAUCGAGGAUCCGGAGAGCAACUACAUCUACCAUUCGGAGUACUUCCAGAUCACGAAACGUCAAACGAUGCGCCAGGAGGAGCAGGAACUCAUCAUGACGAUUCCGCUGAAGGAUCCGCUACCGCCGCAGUACUACAUUCGCGUGGCGAGCGAUACCUGGCUCGGUAGCAACAAUCUGGUGCCGCUGUCCUUCAAGCAUCUCAUCCUGCCGGAAGUGCAUCCACCGCACACGGAGCUGCUGCCACUGCAGCCGCUGCCGGUGACGGUGCUGAACAACCGGAAGUUCGAAUCGCUGUACAACUUCACGCACUACAACCCGAUACAGACGCAAAUCUUCCACUGUCUCUAUCACACGGACAACAAUGUGCUGCUCGGGGCACCGACCGGGUCGGGCAAAACGAUCGCCGCCGAAAUGGCAAUGUUCCGCGUGUUUCGCCUGCUGCCCACCGGGAAGGUGGUGUACAUCGCACCGCUGAAAGCGCUGGUCAAGGAGCGGAUGGACGACUGGAAGGUGCGAAUCGAGCAGAAGCUGGGCAAAAAGGUGGUCGAACUGACCGGGGACGUUACGCCGGACAUUCGCGCGAUCAAGGAAUCGUCCGUGAUCGUGACCACGCCGGAAAAGUGGGACGGCAUCAGUCGCUCGUGGCAGACGCGCGAUUACGUGCGCGAUGUUGCGCUGAUCGUGAUUGACGAAAUUCACCUGCUGGGUGAAGAUCGUGGCCCCGUGCUGGAGGUGAUUGUGUCUCGCAUGAACUUUAUAUCUUCGCACACCGAUCGCACGGUGCGUAUCGUUGGCCUGUCGACUGCGCUCGCUAAUGCACGCGAUCUGGCCAACUGGCUCGGGAUCGAGACGAUGGGGCUGUACAACUUUAAACCAUCCGUCCGACCGGUUCCACUGUCGGUGCACAUACAGGGAUUCCCGGGCAAGCACUACUGCCCGCGCAUGGCCACCAUGAAUCGGCCCGCGUUCCAGGCCAUUCGACAGUAUUCACCCUGCACCCCGGCGCUCAUAUUUGUGGCCUCCCGUAGGCAGACACGCCUUACCGCCCUGGAUCUGAUAUCGUUCCUGGCCAGCGAAGACAACUCCAAACAGUUCCUGCACACGUCGGAAGAGGAGAUGGAGCAAAUCCUGCAGAACGUGCGUGAUAGUAACCUGCGGCUGACGCUGGCGUUCGGCAUCGGUAUGCAUCAUGCGGGCCUGCACGAGCGCGAUCGAAAGACGGCCGAGGAGCUGUUUUUGAACAGAAAAAUUCAAAUCCUCAUCGCCACGGCAACGCUUGCGUGGGGCGUGAACCUUCCCGCCCAUCUAGUGAUCAUCAAGGGCACGGAGUUCUACGAUGGCAAGCUGAAGCGAUACGUCGAUAUGCCCAUCACGGACGUGCUGCAGAUGAUGGGCCGUGCUGGACGACCGCAGUUCGGCAACGAAGGUAUCGCCUGCGUGUACGUGCAGGAUACGAAGAAGAAUUUCUACAAAAAGUUCCUGUACGAUCCGUUCCCGGUGGAAUCCAGCCUGCUGGCCGUGCUGCCCGAUCACGUGAACGCGGAAAUAGUGGCCGGAACGUUGCGUACGAAGCAAAGCAUCCUCGACUACCUGACGUGGACGUACUUCUACCGCCGGUUGUUGCGCAAUCCGACCUACUACGGGUUGGACACAACGGAGAUGGAGAACGUAAACUACUUCCUCUCGGAGCUGAUUGAAACCGUGCUCGAUAAGCUGAUUCGGGCCGGGUGUGUCUUGCUGGAGGAAGAUAACAGAUCGCUGAUGGCGACAUCGAUGGGACGCAUUUCCUCGUACUAUUACCUAUCCCACGUUACGAUGCGUCACUUUGCCGAUACGCUACGGCACGACAUGAACAUGGAAGAGUUGCUGCGCGCGAUGGCAGAUGCGGCCGAGUUCGAAGAGCAUCCUGUGCGCCAUAAUGAAGAUUUGUAUAAUGCUGAUUUAGCCAAACUGUGUCCCCUGAAGGUAGAUCCACUAUCGGUGGACAAUCCGCACACAAAGGUGUUCCUGCUUUUGCAGGCACACUUAUCGCGCUUGCCGUUGCCGAACUCUGAUUACGGCACAGACACCAAGUCGGUACUCGAUCAAUCAAUACGAAUACUACAGGCCAUGGUCGACAUUAGUGCGGAAAGGGGUUGGCUAGCAACUACCCUGCGGAUACAGCAGCUGAUGCAGUGCAUCAUCCAGGCCCGCUGGCUAGACGAUCCGGUAGUCAUGACGCUCCCGAACGUGGAAGCCUAUAAUGCGGCUAUCUUCAGCCAGAUAAAAACAGACUUACCAUUCCUAACGCUUCCGGCGUUGAAAGAAAAAUGCAACCGGAAGUACGAGAAUUUGGCCGCGACGUUAAGGCAGGAGUUUGAGGAACCGGAAAUUGAGCAGAUUUACAAGGUGAUAUGUGAGCUGCCGUCGCUGAACGUGCAGAUUUCCGUGCGUGGACCGUACGGCAAGGAUGGGGACGUGGACCGGCCCGUCCAACAGCCGAUGAGCCGUGACCAGUGGAUCGAGCUGUACGCCGAUCAGGAGUAUGUGGUUUGCGUGCAGCUGAUACGGCUGGGGGCGUUCGAGUCGCUCAACAUUCACUGUCCCAAGUUCCCCAAGGGCAAGGACGAGGGCUGGUUCCUAACGCUCGGCCACCAGGCGGAGGGCGAAGUGGUGGCGCUGAAACGCUGCGUAUACCGCAGCAAUCGCAGUACUCAUCAGUUGUGCUUUUAUGCUCCUUCGCGCAUAGGACGAUGCAUAUACACAGUGUACCUGGUAUCCGAUGGCUAUAUAGGGCUGGAUCAGCAGUAUAGCAUACAGUUCGAAGUGGUGCCACCACCGGAAGGUGAAAAGGAUGGAUUGCAGCAAGUACUAGCGAAAGGAUUCUGGUAAGUCCCGAACCGUUUGGGUGCCGAGGUCUACGAACUGGGAGAAAACUUAAGUUAUGGGUGGUGAAAUAUGAUGAAAUACAAGAAACACGAACAAACCCAAUCAGAUGAAUGGACUCUUCGGAAAGAAAUGCAGUCCAUCGACGUGACCUGUACCAUCGAGCCGAGGGUUGGAAAAUGUCGAUCCACUAACAACAGUACGCAGCAGCAGCAG